This is a messenger RNA of Orbilia oligospora ATCC 24927, 1515 nucleotides long. RefSeq lists its product as uncharacterized. Gene Ontology annotation, biological process: proteolysis. Lineage: Eukaryota; Fungi; Ascomycota; Orbiliomycetes; Orbiliales; Orbiliaceae. The transcript has 3 exons. Gene Ontology annotation, molecular function: serine-type endopeptidase activity. The coding region runs from base 1 to 1515 and encodes 504 amino acids. The record is from RefSeq and is a predicted model, not a curated record.
AUGAAGUCAAUCAUUCUCUCCACUACCCUCUUUUUCGCCACACUUCAAUCCGCUUCUACUUUCCCCACCGAAACCCCAACCAAACGCUGGUACCGCUCUGGUGAUAAAAUCGCUGCUAUAGCACAUAACAUAAAAACCCUCCCACCAGCCACAAAGCCAUGUCUCACUCCUCAAUCCCAUGCCAAGGACCCCAAAGACGACGACCCAAUCUCCGAAUACCUAGUCGCCAUGACCGAAGAUGAAAAACGACCAUGGCCAGUGAUAUUUGAUGAGAUGGGGUAUAACGCUACUAGAGUCAAAGAGACACGUGAUGUUCAUAAAUUUCUCGCAUUUGACGAACAACUCGGUGACAGCUCUUAUAUCAGGUUUCAAACCGAAGAGGGCAUCCGCAUUGAUACCUUCGGAAAGAGUAUUAGAGCGUUUACAAUGAAGAUGAGCGAGUCCGAAGCAGAGGGUAUGGCGGAUGCAGAGAAUAUUGGUUCCUUGGAAAAGAACGGGUUGGUAUAUGCCAGUGUUAUGCCCCAGGACGAGGAAGAUCUUGCCGUGGAAGCGGCAUACAAUCUUACCUCAUGGGAUGAAGAACAUAUCUUCGAGAAACGCCAGAACGGACGUAUCCGAACACAAAACACUGCCCCAUGGAACCUCCAAAGAGUCUCGAGCGCCAAUCGAGUGAACGCCCAGGGACGUCGCGCCACUGAUUUAAAUUACAAUUAUCGCUUCGACCAGAGCGGUGGCGCGGGUGUAGAUGUCUAUGUUCUUGAUACCGGUAUCAACACCGCACACACGGAAUUUGGGGGUCGAGCAUCAAUGGGGUUCACUGGCUACGGUAAUAACUUCAACGACGAUGGUGGUCAUGGAACCCAUUGCUCCGGCACUAUCGGCGGUACACGAUUCGGUGUCUCCAAGAAUGUCAACCUUAUCGGUGCCAAAGUUCUACCCGGUCGAGGCCCUGGAACCUUCGCCGCUAUACUUGGUGGCCUUGAAUUCGCGUACAGACGCCACCUCCAGCGUAUGAAGGAUCCUAACUUCAAAGGAUCUGUUGUCAGCAUGUCUCUUGGCGGAAACGGUCGAGCCACUGGCGCUCUCAGAGCUAUGGAAAAGGGUAUCCAAGCAGGAAUGCACUUUUCCGUCGCAGCAGGUAACGACAACGCCGACGCCUGUAACUUCUGGCCAGCCGGAUUUUCCGCCCAAAUCCCAAUUAUCACCGUCGGUGCUACCGACAUCAACGACAACCGCGCUCGUUUCUCCAAUUUUGGUAGAUGUGUCGAUAUCCAUGCACCAGGUGUUGCCAUUAUAAGUUCCCACAACCGUGGUCCGCAAUCCAUUACUUCCAUGCAAGGCACAUCUAUGGCAUGCCCUGCGGUUUCCGGCAUGAUUGCAGAGGAACUUGUCAAGAACCCAAAUCUCAAGUUGAACCCCAGAGGCAUGAAGCAGUUGAUCUUAUCAAAGGCAAUCCGUGGUGUCGUCCGCGGAACAAACAAUGCCCCAAACAUGUUGAACAACGGGCUGAGGUAA